GUGACGUUGUCCGGACGCGAUCGGACGGUGUCACGAGGAGGUCCUCCACGUGCCGGAGAUCCGACAACCGGGCACACUCAAACUUGUUUCAUAAACGGAUGUCGGCGCCUCCCAUCGGUGCGGUAGGUAGCAGACAUACGGGCGCCUUGCGAGGGGGCAUUCUGUGAGGAUCCGAGCAGACGUACGGACGUGUGAAUAAGUCGGGGGGAUUGCGACGAUCCUCAAACUACAAACCAACCACAACAACAAGGUAGUCUUCCUAUUUUACAUCAUCAUCAACAACAACAACAACUGCAUUUCAUUUUUGGGGGUACUUGUUGUCAAGAAGAAGACUGCAGAGUUUGUGUUCGAAGAGUGGGGCCGACUUUCCGUGAAUCGUGACCAAUAAGACACAGAAAAAAAAAUAUAUAUAGAAAAUGUUUGCUGCUGCUGCACGCACACACGCAGCACGCAACAGAUAGUAAAGUUUACAUAUACACACACACACACAUAUACGAAAGCAUCGAGUGUAUUAUCGUAUUGAGAGAGUGCCGAAGAUUUAUUAUUUACUCUUGUUGUUCGAACGCGAGUGUUCCCGGUUUCUUUUCAUCUUUGUUGGGUCAGCGCGAGACCCGGUGGUGCCUUCAAAUGGUUGUGAUGGCGCACGGUGUGAACGCGGAGAUGAAGCGGAGCGGGAAGGGAGGAGGAGUAGGAGACGCGAAGACGGGGAUCGGGUCGAGGAGGAUCUUCCCGCCGCACUUCAAGCUCCAGGUGCUGGAUUCGUACAGGAAGGACGCUGAUUGUAAGGGAAAUCAGAGGGCGACGGCGAGGAAGUACGGGAUACACAGGAGGCAGAUCCAGAAGUGGUUGCAGGCGGAGGGCAAUCUGAGGAACAGCGUCGUCAUGGUGUCUGCGAAAGCUGCGACCGGAUUAGGAGGUGCCGCCUCCGCCGCCGCCGUUGCUGCUGCUGCUGCUGUCAUCGGUGUUGGUGUUGGUGGUGCGGAGAGCGAGGCGAGGAAGUGCGGGCACGUCGAGAUGUCCUUGAGCCGCAGACAGCGCGACGACGCGCCGCUCGACUCGUAUCCACCGCAGCAGCAAACGACAGCAGCCUCCAGAGUUCCGGCACUCAGCCCAUCAUCGUACUCCUCUUACCAAGAGAUUGCUAUGACGACGACGACAACAACGACGAUGACGACGACCAUCAUGAGCGACGACAACAAUCAUUGGCAACCCUUGGACUUCUCCACGCAAUCCCGAGAAGCGCCCAUCGACCUUUCCCUCAAGAGACCCACGCCGAGUCCGUCGCCCGCGACCUCACCUCCACCCAUCUACGCGCCUACUGCGACCUCCUUGCCGCCCCAGCAUCCCGACAUCUGGGACCUCUCCACCAAACCGAAACCCACCAAGCUCUUCAAACCCUACGACCUCGACGACUUCCACAACAACAAUAACAACAACAACAGCAGCAGUAACAACUACAAUUACAACGACACGUACACGCUGCACGAGCUGAGGCCUCACAUCUACCAAUGCUACCAGACCUCCUAUCCGCACAUGUACUACGAAGACCAAACGCACAUCCUGAAGCAGCGUCACAGCUACUCCCUGGACUUCAAGCUCAACGCCAUCGAGUCGUACUAUCAGGACGACAGCUGCAAAGGCAAUCAACGGGCGGUCGCCUCCAAGUACAACAUCCACCGACGGCAGGUCCAGAAGUGGCUCAAACAGGAGGACGAACUUCGACAGAGGAACGACCACGCACACACCGUUAGGUAGAACGUACCAUAUCCAACACAUAUCCAUAUUAUUAUUAUUACUACUAUUAUUAUUACUGUACAU
This is a messenger RNA of Nicrophorus vespilloides, 1818 nucleotides long. RefSeq lists its product as uncharacterized. The coding region runs from base 628 to 1755 and encodes 375 amino acids. The record is from RefSeq and is a predicted model, not a curated record. The transcript has a single exon. NCBI's taxonomy places the organism in Eukaryota, Metazoa, Arthropoda, Insecta, Coleoptera, Silphidae.